This is a messenger RNA of Xyrichtys novacula (pearly razorfish), 9800 nucleotides long. The record is from the annotation of a GenBank genome assembly. Lineage: Eukaryota; Metazoa; Chordata; Actinopteri; Labriformes; Labridae.
AUGAUCACAAUGGAGUCCGCCCUGAACCCCCUGCCUCAGUUCACAGAGAACUCCUACAAGAGUAAGUAGACCGCCACCACCUACAGUGUGUGAUCAGCUGUUCACCUGUAAGGGCUGACCUCUGACCUUUGUCCACCUGACAGUGACGGAGGAGGACGUGAAGAGGCUGAUCGAGUUCAGGGCGUCGAACGAGGCGCUGUUCACGGGGAAGAGGAACUCGGCAAAGAUCGCGUGGAGGUGAGUCGCUGGACGGUUCGUCGUCUUAAUGUGAAGACAAAACAGUUAGAGCUCCCCCUGCUGACCGCCGACUGCAGAGCCCGCCCCCUCCAUGUGAACAGAUGGGCUCUAAAACCUCAAACCACACAGAUAAACGUCAGUGUAGGACAUUAUACUGUCCUGAGUAAUGUCCGAGUGUUCAGAGUCUGACAAACUUAGUCUGAGGGGGAAACAGGAGGAUAUAAAAGAGGGUCAACACCAUGAUUGACAGCUCUGUUGACCAAUGAGUAGAGGAGUGUAUCAUGAGGAUCAUUUCCAUAACAAGAGAUUCUGAAGUAGGAAAUUGGGAGUAACCCAUGUUGUGCAUAUUUAAACACUCUCAGUGGUCCUGGCUUGAGCAUUCUGACCCCCGACCUCCCCCUUCAUCCUGAUCGUCUCCUAAAAGGUCGUAUCCUCCGAUCGUAGCUGAUCGUAAACAUUCAAGUUAACGUGUCAAUUUACACCGACUUCUUUCCGUUCCUCUGCGGAUCGCCGGACUCCUCAGCUGAUCACAAGAGUUCGUGUUUCAGGAGGAUCGUAUUUCACACCAUGCAAACGGGCGGAGACGAACAAGUGAAAGGUUUUUAGACGCCAUUUCACCCCCGAUGACACCAUGAGUCAGAUUUCAUUUAUUUGUCAUUGCACAUGUCAAGGGUACAGAGCAACGAAAUUGCUGUCCAGUUCGACCCUUCCAAGAAAACAUCAAAAGACAGACACAUACAGGAGGGACAGGAGCGGGAGGAGCUGACGAAUCGCCACAAGGGCGCGCCGUUUUCUUAGAUGGGGAAAAAAAAGGAGGACAGGGGUCCGUUUCACGUAGGUGGUUCAACAAACUCUGAGUUAAAUCCUUAACUCUGAGUUGAUCUACUCUGAGUUAGGAAACUCUGAGUUUCCGGUUUCACAACACCUGAUUUGAGACGGUUUUAACAACUCCGAGUAGUUUGACCUGGAGUUAAGCACGUGCACGCCAGACAUAAACAGCCAGCAUCUGUGGAGCGCAGAUUCAAUGAUCAACCAAUGGAAACAGGGAGAAGGAGGGGGCAGCAGCAAGCCAACAGCGAAUGACAGCACGUUUUUAAAAGAACGUGCAAUACAGCAGCAGCUGCAGAGGAGAGGGAGAGGGCUUGGGAGGAAAUCGCUGCUCGCGUCAAUGCGUAACUUUAAAUCUAGUCUUGUGCAAACACAAUGACAGACUGUUGCAGGGAAACUGCUUGAAUCAUUUUGAUCAUGUUUUACAUUGUCAAGUAAGUAUUAAGUGGCAGUUUGAUCCCUUAGAAAAUGCUCUUUUCACACUCAAAAAUGAAUUUUACUCUCUUAUGAUGUUCCGUUAAAUGAUUAGGAAUAUUAAAAUAACUCUCAGUAUGUAAAUGUACAUAUAUUAAACUAACACACACUACACUCAAUAUUAGACUUUCACUCAGCAAACAGAAAGAGGGCAGAUGCCAGAAAAACGGGUGGUGGCCCAGCAGCCCCACCUUUAACGGAGGCAGAGGAGCUGCCCCCCCCCCCCCCCCUCGACGAUUUUAACGGAACAUAAUAAGAGAGUAAAAUUCAGUUGUGAGUGUGAAAAGAGCAUUUUCUAAGGGAUCAAACUGCCACUUAAUACUUACUUGACAAUGUAAAACAUGAUCAAAAUGAGAAAAUGCCGAUGUCUCACCAGGUUAGGUUCACGGAGUCUGUUACUGUGGUAACUGACCGCGAGGUUGAGUUACCUCUCUUUGUGAAACAGGUUAGAGUUACCCCUCUCUCCCUGGUUUAACUAACCCUCCUUUGUGAAACGGAAAACUCAGAGUUUCCCUGAUUUCAGGGUUAACAAACUCGGAGUUUCCACUAAACCUGCUACGUGAAACGGACCCCAGGAGGGAAAAAAAGGAAACUUCAGACUCUGCUCCUUUGAAGUAGAUUUCACAAUCUAUUGCUUAUAUGUCUAUGUGGCUGUCUGUAUGGAGACAACUCGUUAUUGCACGAUUGAACGUGAACUCUUUUGAGUUCUCACGAUUACCGCCGUCUGUAAUCCAUCACGAAAUUCGCCUCAUAAACGGAAGGAAUUGGAUGACGGUGAAAAUCGCUGCCGUUCUGAUUGGAUGGUUGUUGAUUUUUUUGGUGUGUUUUUUUUCUCAGCACCAUCCUGAAGGGUCUGGGUUUGGAGGGGAAGCUGACUGCAGAUCAGAUCGCCAAGAAAUGGGACAACCUGCGGACGAAAUACAAGGUGAGACUCGCUGUGCAGGAGUGUGUGAUGCUGCUGUAAAUGUCACUUUAGAAUGAACGACCAGCUCAGACUGCCGCCCCCUGCUGGAUCAGAGAGGUAUCUCUUCAUGUUAGCUUGUGUUGUGUUCAACUGUGACCCUGCAGCGUUGAGCCGUCGUCACUCUGAGCUCGCUCCUUCAGCUUGUUGAGUGAUGGGUUUUAGUCUUGUUGCUUCCUCCAGGACCUGAAGCAGCCCUACCAGGGCCAGGACCACAUCGGGGGGGUGGUGGAGUCGUGGCCCUGGUUUCACAUCAUGGACGAGGCCAUGCAGGGUCGUCUCUACAACAGCAACCUGGUGCUCUGCCCGGAGAACGCCAACAACAACAACAACAACCACGCCCACCGCUGUAACAAUAACCAGCAGAACCAGGAGAACACGGACAUCCUGGAGUUCCUCAUCAAAACCGAGAUGGAGGACACGGUGGCUGCAGAAACCGCAGAGGAUGACGGGAUGGUUCACUCGGAGGCUCCGCCCACCGAGGGGGUCCCGAUGGGCUGGAGGAGGAUGAGCGAGUGCUCCUAUAAAAGUAAGCAGAGCAAGUCUUUAGUUCUGGUUCUUCUCGCUGAAGGACACUCAGCUCUUAUUGACGUGGUUCUGGUCCUUUUUGAGGGUUCAGCUCUGCGUUAGUCCCUCCAAACGGCCUCAUCUUCACGUCUGACAGCUCCGUCUUUUUCUUCUAGUGUCCGAACAGGAAACGGAGCGAAUGAUCAAACUCCGGGCCGCCAACGAGGCGCUCUUCACCGGCAGGAAACACUCAGCCAAACCAGCCUGGAGGUGAGGGAACUUUGAGAUGUUUGGGUUCCUCCUGAAACCUUCUUGACUUGGACAGUCUUUAAGAUCAUCUGUGUGCAGACUCUGGUUUUAGGAGGUUUGAUAGUUUUUAACUCUGUGGACGGCUGAAGGAGUCUGAGGAGGUUUGAAGUCACUAAACUCAGACUCGGCUGAUAUUUGAAUUGGUCGUUUGAACCUUUUAAAUCCGUUUGAUGAUUUUUUUUUUUAUUUAGUUUUACAAAUCCUAGUUUACAAUUUAAUCAAAAGGAAGCUCUUCACACAUCUAUAAAAUAAGACAGGCGUGAUGGAGAAAAAAAGACCAAAAUGUAACAAAGGGAUUCCCGCACACUCUCCAACUUGCAAUCAAUCAUUUGUUUUCAACGUUUUGGUACAAGACCUUCAUCAGACAAAGAAGAGAGGCCAUCUUAAAUAGGGAGUGGUCGUUUCUCCAUGACCAAUCCCGUUCUCAGGCGUAAACACAGAGGGACAAGAUCAUCAUCAUCAUCAUCAUCAUCAUCAUCAUCAUCGUCGAGUAAUUUGACCAAAGAGACAGAAAAUAAACAACCAAACACUCUGUGUGACGUCCGUCUAAAGAAAAUACCCACAUGUCCAGGAGAGAAAUCCAGAAAUCCAGAACGUCGUGAAUCGAUUAUAAAUAAAUCAGUAUUUAAAAGUAUGUUUACACUGUAAGUUAAAAACAGAUGAACAAGUCUCCAUAUUUAGUAAGAAAGGGCACAUCGAUUUCUCCUCUCCUCUUCCUCUUCUCUCUUCCUCUCCUCUCCUCUCUCCUCUCCUCCCCCCUCUUCUCCUCUCCUUUCCUCUCCUCUCUUCUUCCUCUCCUCCCCUCUCUUCUCCUCUCUUCCUCGCCUCUCUUCCUCUCCUCUCUCCUCUCCUCUCCUCUCCUCUCUUCCUCUCCUCUCUCCUCUUCUUCCUGUCCUCUCCUCUCCUCUCCUCUCUUCCUCUCCUCUCCUCUCCUCUCUUCUCUCCUCUCUUCCUCUCCUCUCCUCUCUUCCUCUCCUCUCCUCUCCUCUCUCCUCUCCUCUCUUCUCUUCUCUCUUCCUCUCCUCUCUUCCUCUCCUCUCCUCUCCUCUCCUCUCUCCUCUCCUCUCUUCUCUUCUCUUCUCUCUUCCUCUCCUCUCCUCUCUCCUCUCCUCUCCUCUUCUCUCCUCUCUUCCUCUCCUCUCCUCUCCUCUCCUCUCCUCUCUCCUCUCCUCUCUUCUCUUCUCUUCUCUCUUCCUCUCCUCUCCUCUCUCCUCUCCUCUCCUCUUCUCUCCUCUCUUCCUCUCCUCUCUUCCUCUCCUCUCCUCUCUUCCUCUCCUCUCCUCUCCUCUCUCCUCUCCUCUCUUCUCUUCUCUCUUCCUCUCCUCUCUUCCUCUCCUCUCCUCUCCUCUCCUCUCUCCUCUCCUCUCUUCUCUUCUCUUCUCUCUUCCUCUCCUCUCCUCUCUCCUCUCCUCUCCUCUCCUCUCCUCUCCUCUCCUCUUCCUCUCCUCUCUUCCUCUCCUCUCCUCUCCUCUCCUCUCUCCUCUCCUCUCUUCUCUUCUCUUCUCUCUUCCUCUCCUCUCCUCUCUCCUCUCCUCUCCUCUUCUCUCCUCUCUUCCUCUCCUCUCUUCCUCUCCUCUCCUCUCCUCUCCUCUCCUCUCCUCUCCUCUCCUCUCUUCCUCUCAUCUCCUCUUCUCUCUUCCUCUCCUCUCUCCUCUCCUCUCCUCUCCUCUCUUCCUCUCUUCUUCUCUCUCCUCUCCUCUCUUCUCUCUCCUCUCCUCUCUUCCUCUCCUGUCCUCUCCUCUCUUCCUCUCCUCUCCUCUCUCCUCUCCUCUCCUCUCCUCUCCUCUCCUCUAUUCCUCUCCUCUCCCCUCUCCUCUCUUCCUCUCCUCUCCUCUCCUGUCCUCUCUUCUCUUCUCUUCUCUUCUCUUCUCUCCUCUCCUCUCCUGUCCUCUCCUCUCUUCCUCUCCUCUCUCCUCUCUUCCUCUUCUCUCCUCUCUUCUCCCUUCCUCUCCUCUCCUCUCUUCCUCUCAUCUCCUCUCCUCUCCUCUCCUCUCUCCUCUCUCCUGUCCUCUCCUCUCCUCUCCUCUUCUCCUCUCUUCCUCUCCUCUCCUCUCCUGUCCUCUCCUCUCUUCCUCUCCUCUCUCCUCUCUUCCUCUCCUCUCCUCUCCUCUCCUCUCUUCUCCCUUCCUCUCCUCUCUUCUCCCUUCCUCUCCUCUCCUCUCUUCCUCUCCUCUCCUCUCCUCUCCUCUCCUCUCUUCCUCUCCUCUCCUCUCUUCUCUCCUCUCCUCUCUUCCUCUCCUCUCUCCCUCUCCUCUCCUCUCCUCUCCUCUCCUCUCAUCUCCUCUCCUCUCCUCUCCUCUCCUGUCCUCUCCUCUCCUCUCCUGUCCUCUCUUCUCUCCUCUCUUCCUCUCUUCUCUUCUCUCUCCUCUCCUCUCUCCUCUCCUCUCCUCUCCUCUCCUCUCUUCCUCUCCUCUCUUCUCUCCUCUCCUCUCCUCUCUCCUCUCCUCUCCUCUCCUCUCCUCUCUCCUCUCUUCCUCUUCUCUCCUCUUCUCUCCUCUUCUCUCCUCUCCUCUCCUCUCCUCUCUUCCUCUCCUGUCCUCUCCUCUCCUCUCUUCCUCUCCUCUCCUCUCCUCUCCUCUCCUCUCUUCCUCUCCUGUCCUCUCCUCUCCUCUCCUCUCUUCCUCUCCUCUUCUCUCCUCUCCUCUCCUCUCUUCUCUCCUCUCCUCUCUCCUCUCCUGUCCUCUCCUCUCUUCCUCUCCUCUCCUCUCCUCUCUCCUCUCUCCUCUCCUCUCUCCUCUCUUCCUCUCCUCUCCUCUCCUCUCUUCUCUCCUCUCCUCCCCUCCUCUCUCCUCAGACUGUUUUAAACGUCUGUUGUCUACCUCCUUGAACCUCCCGUCUCUCCUCCAGAGCCAUCCUGUACGAGCUGGGCCUUCAGGGGAAACUGACCACAGAUCAGCUGGCCAAGAAAUGGGACAACUUGAAGAGGAGAUAUAAGGUGAGUUAGUCCAGGUCCGUGAGCUCACCUGAGUCCUGAUGCUCCUCAGAGCCGAGGUGGUGAACCGGUCGGAGUAUUUUCAGUCCCAGUCCUCGUUAUAAAAACGACCCUCUCUGCCUCCAUCAGGAGCUGAAGUUUCCCGCUCGAGGCGUGGAGACAAACCCCAGUUCAUGGCCCUGGUUCUACAGAAUGAACGACGCCAUGGAGGGACGAUUUGCCGGGGCGGCGCCCAUCCUCACGCCCAUCGUGGAGUCCGAAGACGAGGACUGCGAGCCGCUGUCGCCCACGCCGAAGAAGCGAGCGAGGCGGAGCCGAGGGGGGAUGGCCGAGUUCCUGACAGAGUCUGAGAUGGACCUGCUGGUGGAUCACGAGGAGAAGAACGGAUCCACGGCUCUGGGAGAACUGCACCGCAUGGCCGAGUUCUCCUACAAAUGUGAGAAGAGCGAGCGGGAAAGUCCGAUUCUUAAAACAGAAACGCCAUCAGGUCAUAAUCGGAGGUCGUCUGUCCGUGAAUGAUGAAUGUUAACCUCUGACCUCCCUCACAGUGACAGAAGAGGACACCAGACGACUGAUCGAGUUACGAGCCGCCAACGAGUCUCUGUUCACCGGGAGGAGGAACACGGCCAAACCCGCCUGGAGGUAAAACCAGGAAACCAGGGAGUCCAGACCCGAAUGAAAAACCGUCACCGUGUCCGGGUCAUGGUCAGUCAUCAGAGGUCCAAGUUCUGAUCAGUCCUCUUCUGUGUCCUCAGGGGGAUCGUGAAGGAGAUGGGUCUGACGGGGAAGAUCACGCCUGACCAGGUGGCCAAGAAGUGGGACAACCUGAAGACCAAGUUCAAGGUGACAGACUGGUUCUGACCGGUUCUGGGGUCAGAAAAGAUCCAAACGGUUCCUGGAGGACCCGUCCUAAACUAAUCGUCCGUUUUUCUGUCUGCAGGAUCUGAAGUUUCCUCCUCGGGGGAUGGAGGCUCAGACUAACCCCGCCUCCUGGCCCUGGUUCCAGCUGAUGAACGACGCUCUGGAGGGACGGCUGGCGGGGAAAGCUCCAAGAGUGACGCCGGUGUGGAGCAGCGAGGAGGACGGCGUGUUCGGCGCGUCUCCGCCCCCCGACAGAGACUGUAUGCUGACGGAGAGGAGCAGCGUGUCCGAGCUGGAGAGCAUGGUGGGCGGGGACAACGCCGAGACUGACGGGAACGUGACCUACAUCGACGCCAGCGGGGAGGAGUGCUCCACCCCCUCAGACCUCACCUACAAAAGUGAGACAAAGUCUUCUGCUCCUCCUUCUUCACCUCCUCCCCCUCCCCCUCCUCCUCCCUCCCCUGGUUUGAUUCGUUCAUGAAGGUCUGAUCUCUGGUGUUUGGUGGUUGCAGUGACCGAUCAGGACACCAGGAGGAUGAUUAAACUCCGAGCUGCCAACGAGACGCUCUUCACAGGGAGGAGAAACGCUGCUAAAGCUGCGUGGAAGUAAGUUUGGAGCGACUCAACUCUUUGUCUCUGAUUCAGGUUUAAUGAAGUUGUUGCUCCUCAGACCUGUCCGCCAUGUUCUGAUGAGGAUUUUCUCUCUCUCUCUCUCUCUCUCUCUCUCUCUCUCUCUCCCUCUCUCUCCUCUCCUCUCUCUCCUCUCUCUCUCUCUCUCUCUCUCUCUCCUCUCUCUCUCUCUCUCUCCCUCUCUCUCUGUUUCUGUCUCUCUCCUCUCUCUCUCUCUCUCUCUCUCUCUCCUCUCUCCCUCUCUCUCUCUCUCUCUCUCUCUCUCUCUCUCUCUCUCCCUCUCUCCCUCUCUCUCCCUCUCUCCUCUCUCUCUCUCUCUCAGAGCGAUCCUGAAGGAGCUCGGUCUUCAGGGGAAAGUCUCCACCUACCAGAUGGCGAAGAAAUGGGACAAUCUGAAGAGGAGAUAUAAGGUACUGCGGAGAGAACAAACAGAUCAUGAACCUCCUCAGAGCUCCUCUCAUCCUCUUCAUUUCUCCUCUACUCUCUCUCCUCCUCUUAUUUACUCACCUCUCUUCCUCCUCCCCUUGUCUCCUUUUUCCCUUCUUUCUUGUCUCCUCCCCUUUUUUCCUUUUUUCCUCCUCCCUUGUCUCCUUUUUCCCUUCUCCCUUGUCUCCUCCCCUUGUCUCCUUUUUCUCUCCUCUCUUGUCUCCUCCCCUUUACCUCCUCCCCUUGUCUCCUUUUUCCCUUCUCCCUUGUCUCCUCCCCUUGUCUCCUUUUUUACCUCCUCCCCUUGUCUCCUUUUUCUCUCCUCUCUUGUCUCCUCCCCUUUACCUCCUCCCCUUGUCUCCUUUUUCUCUCCUCUCUUGUCCCCUCCCCUUUACCCACUCCCCUUGUCUCCUCCCCUUUUUUCCUUCUUUCCUCCUCUUUUGUCUCCUCCCCUUUACCUCCUCCCCUUGUCUCCCUUUUCCCUUCUCCCUUGUCUCCUCCCCUUGUCUCCUUUUUUACCUCCUCCCCUUUUUUCCUUCUUUCCUCCUCUUUUGUCUCCUCCCCUUUACCUCCUCCCCUUGUCUCCUUUUUCCUCCUCUCUUGUCUCCUCCCCUUUACCCACUCCCCUUGUCUCCUUUUUCUCUCCUCUCUUGUCUCCUCCCCUUUACCUCCUCUCUUGUCCCCUCCCCUUUACCUCCUCCCCUUACCUCCUUUUUCCCUUCUCUCUUGUCUCCUCCCCUUGUCUCCUCCCCUUUACCUCCUCCCCUUACCUCCUUUUUCCCUUCUCUCUUGUCUCCUCCUCUUUACCCACUCCCCUUGUCUCCUCCCCUUGUCUCCUUUUUUACCUCCUCCCCUUGUCUCCUUUUUCUCUCCUCUCUUGUCCCCUCCCCUUUACCCAUUUCCCUUGUCUCCUCCCCUUUUUUCCUUCUUUCCUCCUCUUUUGUCUCCUCCCCUUUACCUCCUCCCCUUACCUCGUUUUUCCCUUCUCUCUUGUCUCCUCCUCUUUACCCACUCCCCUUGUCUCCUCCCCUUGUCUCCUUUUUUACCUCCUCCCCUUGUCUCCUCCCCCUGUCUCAGGAUCUGAAGUACCCCCCUGUCGGGAUGGAGAGUGCGGCGGACGGCGCCUCCUCCUGGCCGUGGUUCCACCUGAUGAAUGAAGCGAUGGAGGGCCGCCUGACGGGCAGCGCCCCCCUCCUCACCCCCGUCACCCAGGAUGACGAUCAGCACCCUGACCCCGCCCCGAGACAUCGCUCCCGAGCGGCCCCUCCCCCGUCUUCCGUCUCAGACUUUGUACAGGAGGCGUUCAUCGACGGCGGGGACCAGCGAGGCCCCGAGGUGUGCGAGGGUCCGCUGGGAGGACUGGAGAGGGAGUGGGAGGUGGUGGAGAGGGAGAGGGCGGCCCUGGAGCGAGAGAGGGAGAUGGUGGAGCGAGACCGGGCGUCCGUGGAGAGAGAGCGGGCGGCGGUGCAGGCGGAGCGGCUGUGGUUAGAGAGAGAGCGAGCAGCCGUGGAGAGGGACAGGGCGAUGGUGGAGCAGGAGCGAGCGACGCUGGGGAGAGAGAGGGAGGUGCUGGACCAGAGAACACUGAUGCUGAACUCUGUGGGACACUCGGGUCACCUCAACGCCCUCAUGUAG